Molecule: messenger RNA, 5684 nt
Organism: Nematostella vectensis (starlet sea anemone)
Lineage: Eukaryota; Metazoa; Cnidaria; Anthozoa; Actiniaria; Edwardsiidae
Exons: 4
Coding region: 291-5147 (1618 amino acids)
Biological process (GO): regulation of transcription by RNA polymerase II
Cellular component (GO): nucleus
Molecular function (GO): DNA-binding transcription factor activity, RNA polymerase II-specific; RNA polymerase II transcription regulatory region sequence-specific DNA binding
Source: RefSeq, a predicted model, not a curated record
UUCAAGGACUUUUUAUCUUAUUCGUGUAAAUUCCAAACUAACUUCCUAACUACUACCUGCUAACAAGCUUGACUAGUUGAUUGGUGGUUGACUGGGCAGACUAUUCCUUUGUUCAUCAUAUUUUUGGCGCUGUAUUUGCCUGUUUUUGUUAUGCUAAUGAGUCCAAAUCGGGCACCCACGGAGCAUCGGAACAUCCUAUGCCAAGAAACACGAGGAGAAAAUUUGCUUCCCCCGGAUCACCUUAAAGACUUCUAGAAUUGCUCAAUUAAGGUCCAUGAAGUGCUUCAAGUAUGUCAUCUGAAUGGUAUGCAUAUCAGUGCAAGUCAGGGGAGACAAUUUUCUUCCACAAUAUCAUUACUGGGGAGUACAGAUGGCCAAAGAGCAUAUCGGGUCCGAAUAUUUCACAUGGAGACUUAUCUUGCAAAUCAAUGUUAAACGGCCCUCCAUCUAUUUGCCACAAUGGCAAUCCAGCUGGGGCCAACUCUCAGACGAACCAAUCUGAAUUGUCAAGACAGCCAGUGACUAGCCUUUCAAGAAAGUCCAUCUCUCAGACAAACCAAACUGAAUUGUCAGGACUGGCAGUAACUAGGCUUUCAACACAGUCCAUCUCCCAGACGAACCAAACUGAAUUGUCAAGACAGCCAGUGACUAGCCUUUCAACAAAGUCCAUCUCCCAGACGAAACAAACUGAAUUGUCAAGACAGCCAGUGACUAGCCUUUCAACAAAGUCCAUCUCUCAGACGAACCAAACUGAAUCGUCGAGGGUGCCAGUGACUAGCCUUUCAACAAAGUCCAUCUCUCAGACGAACCAAACUGAGUCGUCGAGGGUGCCAGUGACUAGCAUAUCUAGUGAUUGUGUAUCCUCUAAAACACAACCUGGGGUCACCAGCAAGACAGAUGAGCCAACCUCUAGUCACAGUACUCUUGCGUCACCAGAUUGGGUUCCUUUUCUGUGCAAGUCAGGGGAAACGCUGUAUUACUAUCACAAAACAACAGGAGAAAAGAGAUGGGUCCUUACUGCAGACAUGGAAAUUGCUCCACAAAGUUAUCUUGCAAGGAACAGAACAGUAGAGGAGGAAAAGGAAGUAAGAACACGGAAAGAUGGAUCAGGAGCACGGGAAAAGGAGGAAGAAGCACGACAUGAGCAGCCUCUUAUUAAAGAAGAAAUAAAGACAGAAACCAAAGUCGAGGAGGGAUGUACCUGCACUCCACACGAUGUAGGGCUCCCUUCGUCAGAUGAUAUUGGACUUUGUCCGUCAGAGGAGCCGCCACAGGAACACCAUACCAAAGUUUACAUGAAUGAAGAACCAACAGAUAGCGAGGGAGAUUCAAGCGAGGAAGACUUAUCUGAUGAAGAAAGUAUUGAAAGUGACGGGAAUUGCUCAAACUUCUCUGAUGAGCUUCAAAACUUCCAAGAUGAUGAUUCCGAAGAUGAUUCCGAGAAUGAAGAUGAAGAAGCCGUGACUAUGAAAGCACCUAACCAAAGCCCUUUGGGAGUUGGGCCUCAUCAAAUCGAUAAUAAUGCAAGCAGUAACCAAUUAUUUCUUAGCGAAGUGCUGAGCAAUCCAAAUAUCAAAACUCAGCGAGAACACGUUCUUUUCACGUACCGUUGUAAUUUUUGCUUUAAAACGUUUAAAUGUGUUAAUGUGUACCGCCAGCAUUUGGCAAGUCAACACAUCAACGAGGAGAUCAUAUGCUGCGUAAAUUGUCACGUCCGGUUUGACUCCCUUGUGGCCUUGAGACGUCACCAAGACACCCACAGCCUUGGCAACUUACUGCAGAGGUGUACGGAGUGCGGCAGUUUCUUUGAAUAUGUGACUGAUUUGAUGGCACACUGGGGUACAAGCCACGGACAGGGAAGCAUGUUCCCUUGCAUUGUGUGCGGUAUAUGCUACAAAGAAGUCCAACACUUAAUUCUGCACGUGCGUCAAAACCAUUCGAACGUGGACCCAAUGAAAUGUCAGCACUGUGAUUUGACAUUUCUUGAGAUCUUUUCACUCGAACUUCACAGAAGAGAAUUCAAAAUGUUAAACAACGCUUGCCGCAUUUGUCAAAGGCAUUUUUCUGACGUAGCGUUGUUAAAUGUACAUAUGUCUAUGCAUUCCGUGGGAACUGUGUUACCGGCAGCCGCAGAGCCGAGGAUUAUUCAAGUUCAAGGGAAUUACCAAGCUCAUAACGACAGGCCAAGUAGUCAAGGUAAUAUCAGACAGUACUUUGUUCGUGGAGAGCUAGAUAAAUCUGUACAAAAUAUCACGAGGAGUGUGACUGAUACAGGGUCUAAAUCUGAGGACAAAUCGACAAGGAAUGCACGGGUUGAUGUGGCAAACAAAGAUAAUACUGAAAAACCCUCGCAGGGGGGAAUCUCGAAGGAUCAGUGCCCACUUGGUGAACCUGCCAUCAAGAAAACUUCGGAAGAUCUCGUUCCUCAUCAGACCGAGGCGACGCGGCUCCUCUCCAACGCGCUGCAAACCCAGGCGCCAUUGGGUGGAAACGUUGCUGGUCCCAUGAACUUCGAGAAAGCGUGUAAUACAGAACUGGAUAUUACAUCAAAACAGGCUAGUAAUAACAGGGAGAAUGAUGAUGAUAAUCGGCCUUCGCCAUCCAUUGCUAGAAAACAAGUACAAACUAGAAUGUCAUUUAUGUCGAGCAACGAAAUAACUCCAAGGAUCACAGCUGGUGUCGGAAUACAACCAGGGAACAAACUGGAAGUCUCACAAACCGGAAGGGAGAAAUGUACGAAUGUCGGCACAUCCUCGCCUUGGUUAGCUUGCCUUGACAGCGGCUCCUCGAGCGAUUGCAAUAAGGGUCCAGAGAAAAACAACGACAGCUCGAAAACGCUGGGUAUUUCCGAAGCAUCACGUGCUAUAUCUGGCGUACAGGUCUCUCUAGUAGAGAGAGCUCGGGUGGGUGACGCGCCAGAGUCUCCUUUGGUGGGGGGUGUUACACUAGAUGGCAAUUCUGAAGGAAGUCCAUCAGGCAAAAGUGCUCCAGAGGAAUAUGUGGCAAAAGCUUCGAUUCGCCAGUUGCACCAGAAAACUAUUACAAAUGAUACAUUCCACCCUUUAUGUCAGCAAAACUUGCAAGAGAGAUCUUUAAACCAAAACGCGCAACAGGCAACCUCUAACGCGCAACAGAUAACCUCUAACGCGCAACAGUCAACUUCUAACGUGCAACAGGCAACCUCUAACGCGCAACUAGCAACAUCUAACGUGCAACAGUCAACCUCUGACGCGCAACUAGCAACAUCUAACGCGCACCUAGCAACAUCUAACACACAACAGUCAACCUCUAACGCGCACCUAGCAACAUCUAACACACAACAGUCAACCUCUAACGCGCAACAAGCAACCUCUAAAGAGCAACAUUUAACAUCUAAAGGCGAGGUCCAGGUGCCUGUUGGCCAGAUCACACCCUCAGAGCAAGCAUCCAAAACAUCAAAUAACGCACUUGCAAGGUCAUCAAACGUCCUAGCAGCCAUCCCUCCCUUAGCGCAGAAUGCAACUCGUGCUAGCACUGGUUCCACUGGCAUUCUUAAUAGCGCAACAAAUACGAGAGGCACUUCAACAGAGAGAAAGAAUAAGGAGAACAAUGUGAAUAAUCCGUUAGAUAACUCCGAAAACACCCCGGUAUCGGAGGCGAGUGAUUGGUACAUCAGAGGUACAAAACAUAGGUACCUCUGUAUGUUCUGCGAGGAAGUCUUUUUAUCACCAGGUGUUUUCCAUAAACAUUUGAAGGAUAGACACUACAAUACGACAUUCAUAUUUUGUCAGAACUGCCACAUCAUGUUCGACUGUGAAGAGGAUCUCGCCAAGCAUAAGGAGACCCACACAACAAACAUGAUAUUCAAAUGCGAACAAUGCGACGAGUACAUGCCUAGUCACAGCAAAUUGCUUAUCCAUCGUAAGGAACGACAUGACUUGGAAAGGGCCUUUCACUGUUUGAUCUGCGGUGUAACUUACAAGUCCUGGAGACCAUUUUCGUACCAUCUCUUCCAAGCACACUCAGAUACCCCACCAAUCACUUGUCCGCACUGCCCAAAGAAAUUCCACGAUAUUUUCUCCUUUGACAACCACCAGAAGGAGCAUAGACACCGUUUCAAGUGCAAUGAGUGUGACCAGGCUCCGUUCCGAAUCCACGUGACCUAUGUGAAGCACAUGCUCAGUCACCGCGGUGAGGAACCAUACAAGUGUGACCAAUGCACUAGGGCUUUCAAGAAUAAACGUCAGCUUACCAAACACAUGUAUACCCAUACAGGCAAGCCCUUUACCUGCCCUACGUGUGGAUCUGGACAUUAUGAUCGACUUAAAUUUAACGAGCAUAUGCGCAUCCACACUGGCGAGAAACCUUUUAAAUGCACGACUUGUGACAAGUGGUUUAGAACCGCCUCGCAGCUGCGGACCCAUUCGCUCAUACAUGAGGAAGAAAAACGAUUUAGUUGUGAAAAAUGCGGAAAGAAAUUCGCCCAAGUGGCGUCAUACUGUCGCCAUCGUAAAUCUCACGACGGAAUAAAAGAUUAUCUCUGCAAUAUUUGCAAUAAAAAGUUCACACAGUCUAACUCUUUGGUAAGACAUAUGCGUAGCCACACAGGGAAGAAGUUUGACUGUCCCGAGUGCUCCCGACAGUUUGUCGAGUCUUGGUGGUUGAAAAAGCACAUUGAGCUAAAGCACAGCUCACAAAAUGGCGAUUUUGAGACGUCUAAUGGAAAGCUACGAAAGAAGCGGGAAAAACCAAAGCAUAAUUCACCAGAUAGCGAAGUUGAAACGUCUGAUAGCUCAUCGGAUGACGAAGUUGAAACGUCUGACCGACAGCUAAGAAGGAAGAGCGAAAAGCCAAAGUACAAUUCACCAGAUAGCGAAGGUGAGACAUCUUAUAGCUCAUCAGAUGGCGAAUUUGAGACGUCUGACAGAGAACUGCUAAAAAAAAGAGAGAAGGAUAGCUCAUCAGAUGACGAAUUGGAUAGGGCGAACAAACAUCAGCAAAAGAAACGCAAGAAGUCAAAUCAUAAAUCACCAGAUAGCGAGGAAACAUCUCAUCGGCAGCUACGACAGAAGCGCGUCAAGCUGGACCUUAGAUCGCCGAGUAGCGAAGUCGAGGCAUGUAGCCGACAGCUGAGGGCCCGUCACAGUCCUAGACCCUCCCCUAAGUGAAUACCUUAGAUCACCUAGAUCCUCCCCUAGAUCGCCUAGACCAUCCCCCAAGUGAAUACCUUAGAUCGCCUAGACCCUCCCCCGAGUGAAUACCUUAAAUCGCCUAGACCCUCCACUAAGUGAAUACCUUAGAUCACCUAGACCCUCCCCUAGAUCGCCUAGACCAUCCCCCAAGUGAAUACCUUAGAUCGCCUAGACCCUCCCCCAAGUAAAUACCUUCGAUCGCCUAGACCCUCCCCCAAGUAAAUACCUUCGAUCGCCUGGACCCUCCCCCAAGUAAAUACCUUAAAUCGCCUAGACCCUCCCCCAAGUGAGUACUUUAAGCAUACCUGUAGAAUGUCAAAACAAAUCAGCAAUUAUUGUGCUUUUUCAACUAUUUUGAAGUGUCUCGGUAAAGAGAUAUGUAUCAGCUACAACUGUCUUAAGAUAUUGAAGGCGGUUUUUUUUCACUUGGAUGUCGAGAGCUAUGAACCAUUACCGUUUGAUGUAGUGUUUAUUUAGGUUAGAAAUCGCCCAAAUAAAACGUGUUGCGCAGUA